GAAAUGAACAAUGAGAUCCCUUGGACUCGAACAGGUUUUCUGAUGAACCUGGAUGGAACAACCCAAUCUAACAACGGUGAAUGAAUUCAUUCUUACGGGAAUCACAAAUACCGCUGAGCUGCAGGCACCAUUAUUUGCAUUGUUCCUCAUGAUCUAUGUGAUCUCAGUGAUGGGCAAUUUGGGCAUAAUCAUCCUCACUAAGUUGGACUCCAGGUUGCAAACCCCUAUGUACUUUUUUCUCAGACAUCUGGCUCUCAUGGAUCUUGGUUAUUCAACAACUGUAGGACCCAAAAUGUUAGUAAAUUUUGUUGUGGAUAAGAAUACAAUUUCUUAUUAUUUUUGUGCAACACAGCUAGCUUUCUUUCUUGUGUUCAUUGGUAGUGAACUUUUUAUUCUCUCAGCGAUGUCCUACGACCGCUAUGUGGCCAUCUGUAACCCUCUGCUAUACACAGCAAUCAUGUCACAAAAGGUAUGUCAGGUGCUAGUGGCAAUCCCUUAUCUCUACUGCACAUUCAUUUCUCUUCUAGUCACCAUAAAGAUUUUUACUUUAUCCUUCUGUGGCUACAAUGUCAUUAGUCACUUCUAUUGUGACAGUCUUCCCUUGUUACCUUUGCUCUGCUCAAGUACACAUGAAAUUGAAUUGAUAAUUCUGACGUUCGCAGCUAUCGAUUUGAUUUCAUCUCUUCUGAUAGUUCUUGUAUCUUACCUGCUCAUCCUUGUAGCCAUUCUCAGGAUGAAUUCUGAUGGCAGACAAAAGGCUUUUUCUACCUGUGGAGCCCACCUGACAGUGGUCAUAGUGUUCUACGGGACUUUGCUUUUCAUGUACGUGCAGCCCAAGUCCAGUCAUUCCUUUGACACUGAUAAAGUGGCUUCCAUAUUUUACACCUUGGUUAUUCCCAUGUUGAAUCCUUUGAUCUAUAGUUUAAGAAACAAAGAUGUAAAAUACGCCCUAUGGAGGACAUGGAAUAACUUAUUUAAUGUUUUUCUUUAA
This is a messenger RNA of Rhinopithecus roxellana (golden snub-nosed monkey), 991 nucleotides long. Its product is annotated as olfactory receptor 8K3. Gene Ontology annotation, molecular function: G protein-coupled receptor activity; olfactory receptor activity; odorant binding. Gene Ontology annotation, biological process: sensory perception of smell; G protein-coupled receptor signaling pathway. NCBI's taxonomy places the organism in Eukaryota, Metazoa, Chordata, Mammalia, Primates, Cercopithecidae. The transcript is spliced from 2 exons. Gene Ontology annotation, cellular component: membrane. The coding region runs from base 53 to 991 and encodes 312 amino acids. The record is from RefSeq and is a predicted model, not a curated record.